Molecule: messenger RNA, 5954 nt
Organism: Dermacentor albipictus
Lineage: Eukaryota; Metazoa; Arthropoda; Arachnida; Ixodida; Ixodidae
Product: glutamate receptor 3-like
Cellular component (GO): membrane
Molecular function (GO): ligand-gated monoatomic ion channel activity
Source: RefSeq, a predicted model, not a curated record
CCUCCGGAGGAUUCGUACAGUCGCUGGCUGACCUCCUUCUGGUGGAUCGUGGUCAUGGUGGUCAUGACCGGGUUCACGGGCAUCAUGAAGGCCAGCAUGAUGGUCAAGGACCAAACUGGCCGCAUAAACACCCUCGCGGACGUCAUGGCGCGGCCUGAGAUCCGACCCUUCAUCAUCAGCGGAAGCACUUACGAACGACUCUUCAGCACUUCAACUCGGCCUGACUAUCAGCGCCUCUGGAGACAAGUGCAGCGCUGGAAGGCUGUGGCACCGGCCAGCUGGGUCCUGAGCAAACCAGCUUUCGAUUUGCUUUUGGAGGAGAAAGCCAUCUUCUUCUGCGACGACAUCCUGCUCCACUGGACCGUCGCGCGCAUCUAUCCGAACGGCUUCGAGGGAGAGUUCUACAUGGGCACUGACUACUUCCUCAACAACGAGUUCACCAUGUUCGUGCGGCGCACGCUUGACAAGGACCUGAUCAAGAAGAUUCACCUGCGGCUCCGUUGGCUGUGGGAGGCCGGGCUGCCCCAGGACUGGAAGCGCCGCGCCAUGGAGUCGGCGCUGCGUAAAUCGGCGAGCGCGCCGACGACCGUCGUGGCAGCCAUGAAGCUCACGGACGUGGGAGCAAUCUUCUACCUGAUGCUUUUCGGACAGGCGUUCGCGUGCAUUGUCGCCCUGUCCGAAGUGUGUGUCGGCAAGCUGCUGCCGGCUUCAUCGCGUGCCCUUGCGCAGCGGUCGCGGAAAGGGGAAAACACCGGUGGCGGUGGGAAUUCGCUGCCCGUCGCGGUGGUCCACACGGGACAGCGCCUGUCGUCCCUUGGCGCGUCUUCCCAGGUUGCCGUAGCUAUCGACGGACGUCCGAUGAAUUAGAGCCAUAACGUGGCCAUACUACUGCAAGUAGAGCUCUACUAUAGUGUGGCCAGCUGCACUUAAGGAGCUUCGGAUUUGUCCGUUUCUCAAGAUUUCCGCACGAGUUACAGAUAAUUAGACUUGUGCAUGUCACAGUUAAUUAUGGGUCUAAAGAAACUUGCUGCACUGCCACUGCGUAUAUAAACCAGCAUGACACGGGACGCAGAGCACGAAUGGAACUACUUGUUCGCCAAUUUAUUUAUGACUGUCUUCGCUGCAGUCUGCAAUUAAGGCACCUUCAACUGGAUAAUAUGUCUUGAACGAUCGCAAUCCUAAAUAAGUUAUCGGUUGCCGCUCCAUUUGUGCACGCAGUGCUUGCAUACAUCGUGGUUCUUAUUUGAGCUGUUUGCUUUCUUGCCUAGCUGGGAAUCCGGCCAGUUAUAUCGAACCAGUCAAUUAGGUUUAGCGCCAGCGAUUCGAAUGUUUUCGUGCAAAGCUCAACAACUCUUUACUUACGUCGAUUGCUAAACUCUUUGUAGGACCCAGGAUUAAGAAAUCAACACGUCGACUACGCUGACACUCUGACAUAUAUGCUAUAUAUUUGGUGUGGACCAUGGUAAAAGAUGACUGAACGAUACUGAGGCGACGCAAAGACCACAGUUGAAGGUUGCAGUUGAAGGUUGCAGUUGAAGGUUGCAUACUUCAUUGCAUGAGGAACGGAAACCACAAUAAGCUACAAAUGAAAUAUUUUUUGUUCGAUCCUAGGCAAUUUAUACAAUCCGCAAACCUGGUUGGCGAAUUCUGGUGACCUACAACAGUAUAAACGAGAGGGGAAAAAAGGGAAAAAAGUUAUUGACCAAUCUUGGAGGGCCACACACGACCUGCAUGGCUCAGCUAAAGCGUACGACGCGCAGUUUGGUGAUAUGCUCGAGUGUUCCUAUAAGGUAAUGGACAAUAGCACAGUAACCUCAUCUUUACAUAUAAUUGGUAUCAUUCCUUACAGUGAAAUGAGAGAUAUGAAUCUAUAACUAAUAAACUUGAAGUGCGAACUACACUGUAAACACAAAUGAGCCCAUAUGGGCGUUUUAACAGUUGAUAUGCCAUUUUUCCCCUCUAGCCUAAAAUGAGUACUCCCACGAGAAGAAGUAAAAUAAGCUAGAACCAUUAUUAUACCCCCGGCCCCAUUUGAAGGGCCAUUGCGGUUGUAAAAUGGGGGUUUCCAAGGAAUAACGGUGGCGUACGGGAAAGUGGGAGUGUUGAAAUACACCCAUAUCUGAGACGAGCCAAAUAGAGAAAAGAAUAACUCAGCCGUGACCAACAAGGCAGGCAGCCGCAGCGACAAUUUCAGUAAGAUUAUUUCUGCAGUCAGAUUCGAAAUAUCCCGCGCAAUGUGUGUCGGCGCUGUUUUUCUGUUCGGAGUGGCCGCGCCUUGGUGCUGCAGAGGACGCCGACAGUCGGAACUACGCGCGGAGGAACACAAGCCUUCGGAGCGCUCGAGCGCGCGCGUUGAAAGCUGCGAUCGAGCAGCCAUUUGUCAGCGGCUGCGCAUUCUUCUACCGUGGUUGAUGUUUCACACUGCUUUGAACCCUCAAGACUCCACGAUUACUGGAUACGCCGUCACUUGAACCUCGGCGGCCGGAGCAGGACUGUGGUUGCGGCCGUUUCGUUGCCAGCUGUGAGGAUGAAGCAGCUUCAUAACCGGAGAUCAGCCGCCUCCCAUCAGUUUCCCUUUUCAGCAAUAGAGGUCUUGGGUGCCUUUCUACCGGUGUUGCAUCCUGUGACUGACCACUCCAACGAUCUCGGCAGAAUCGUUACGCAGGAAGAAGUCCGGCUGGCCCCAAGCCUGGUGUGAAAUGAAGAAAUGGCACUCCACAUCAAUUCAUGUUUACUUGUCGUCAUAACCAGUCUGUUAGCUUAAUUUUUGGUUCUUCCUAUUGAAUUCUCAAGAAAGGUACCAACUCUGUCAUUCAUUGAAAACGAAUUUUUGCACUUGGGGACGCAGCCAUGCACAAAGCCUUUUAGCUCAUUAAUAUUUUUAUUCUUAAAGAAAGUGCAGCUCCUGCGUGGAGCAAUGGGUUGAAUAAGACGAGGGUAAAUGAAAAGAUGGCGACAUUAAUUGUCAACAGUUGUCCAACAAAAAAAGUCUCAAGCUGGAGCCAACAUCAUUGCAAGGGAACCAAAUGGCUCCAGCCUGAGACAUUCGUUGUUCAACCUGGCAAGUCUCCUUGUCGAAAUAUUUCCUCUAGCCUGAGACCUAUAUCCACCCUCGACCAACAAUACACCCAUACAUUUGGCAACCCAUGGCAAGGUAACAAAUUCACAUUCAAAGAAAGAGAAUGUAGUGUGCACCCUGGAAGGUAGCAUGAACAGUAUUUUAUUUACUUAAUGAAAUGCAGGUUUGCUAUCCAACUACUUUAUUUCGAUCCCCAUUUUAUAACUGGACAGCAUGGUUCCUCAGAGAGAAUAUUUAUUCGAAGCUCACACAAUUUUGCUCCUGUAUGUCCGUUAAAUCUGUCCUGGUUGCUACACUACCAGCCCUGUCUGCAAUUGCAUAGCAGUGUUUUGAGUAUGCAUCCCAAUUCAAAAGAAUAGUUAGGCAUCUACCUCAGAAUGUCUGCUACUGCGUUGCAGCUCGAAUUCUAUAUCUAGGUGGUGACUGUGAUGCCAUGUGCUUUUUAAAUAAGACCAAUAUGCUAUCUGAAGUGCAAUUAAAUGCAAUCUCAAAUGACCUCAGCUCGGGGAAUGACACGAUUGGAAACCAAUGUGAUCAGGAGGAUUUGAUUUCUGAAAACAAGGCACUUAAACAUGAGAAACCAGUACUAAUCUCGUCUAAAGAUGCUGUUAUUGGGUAUGAUAGGGGAGUUACUUGUUCGUGGCUGCAUUUGCAGCAUGUUACAUUGCUGGCUUUAUAUAUUGCACUGGGUACAGUGAAAUGUUGCUGCUUGCACAAUAUUCAACUAAACAUGGUAGCCAUGCUAAAGUGUCCAUGCAGAACACAACUCAUCCACUAUUAAGGACUGCAGUGGAACCUUCAUAAACGAAAAUCGCUUAAGCGAAACUGCCGCUUAAACAGGACACCAUCCUGAUGGUUGGUUGGCUCUCUGCAAUGUCUCGCACUAAAUAGAAUGCCUGGUAAAUGGAACCAAUUUCCCUGGCCCCUUGAGGCUCCAUUUAAAGAGUGCCCACUGUAAAAAUAUAGGGGGGAUCCUGUUCGGAACUUUCGCAAAUCUAGUCGUAAACAAAACUGCAUUUCAGUGGGAGUGAAAUGCAAAAGCACCCGUGUACUUAGAUUUAGGUGCAUGUUAAAGAACCCCAGGUUGUCCAAAUUAAUCCGGGGUUACUCGCUAUGGCACGUCUCAUAAUCAGCAGGUGGGUUCUGGUUUGUAAAAUACGGUUUAUUUUUAAUAGCCUGCUCGGAAAUACAGCCCAAUAACUACAUUAAAUUAUGUAGCUUGUUUGUGUGUUGAGUCCCAAUUUCUUAAUUUAGUACUUUGACAUUUAUCAUAUUUGUGUGCUAGUCCAUGCAAAAUACCACUGAUCAGCCUCAUUAUACAAGCCACUGUUAAUUUAGAAUGGCUUAGUCAAGCAACUUAAACUUACAGCACAAACACCUAAGACGGACCACAAAAGGAACAUACGACACAUCGAGGCUAACAACUUCUUUAUUUCUUCGUCGUCGAUGCAAUAUAAACCCUAGACCACACAACCGUGCAGGCAAUCAGAUUACAUUACAGAGAUCUGCCAAAUUAUCACAUAAGCAAACGUAGGAAGUCAAAUUCAGAUGGGUGCAGGGACAAAGAUAUCUCACUGAUGCAAUUAUCGCCUUGCCUUUUUAUGUGGUAGGCCUCUAUGGUAAGCCGCGCAUGCUCAUUCUUGCUUUUGCCUAGAAUCGACGUCCCGUCAAGUUGUGCCUCACAAUUGUUGCAAGAGUUUAUAUGCGCACCAAGGUGCGCUGCUCUAUCUAGAUUGUUGUUUACUUUUUGCGCAUGUUCCCUGAGUAGCUCAUUGACGCAAUGCCCUAUCUAGCCAAGCUAUAUCUUACCACAUGAGAGUGGAAUGGUGUAAACCACGCUGACAGCGCGCGACACGUAUGAAGCACUAUGCCGAAUUUGGCCUCCUCCUCUGCUCUCUCCGCAGAUGCGUGAGCAUAGCUUUAAAAGCUUGUUCGGCGAAGAAAAAGCCAAAGGAACACUAUGCCUGCAAGCUACUCCCUUGAGUUGAUAAAUGACCUUAUGUAUUUAAGGGACCACGCAGGGAACAUGCGCAAAAAAGUGAACAAGAAUGUAGGUAGAGGAGUGCACCUUGUUGCGCAUGCAAACCCUUACAACAGUUGUGAGACGCGACUUGAUAGGACGUCGAUUCUUGGCAAAAGCAAGAAUGAGCAUGCGCUGUUUGCCUUAGAGGCCUACCACAUAAAAAGACAAGGCGAUAAUUGCAUCAGUGACAUAUCUUUGUCCCUGCACCCAUCUGAAUUUGACUUCCUACGUUUGCUUAUGCGGUAAUUUGGUAGAUCUCUGUAAUGUAGUCUGUGCGGUGGUGUAGCCUAGGGUUUAUAUAUGCAUCGAUGACAAAGAAAUAAAGAAGUUGUCAGUUAGCGCCAGUGUGUGCCGUAUCUGCCUUUUGUGGUCCGUCUUAGGUGUUUGCGCUGUAAGUUUAAGUUCAGAAUUAUGUACCAACUAGGCCCAAAUGGAGUUUUACUGGUAGUCGAGCAAGCUCAAUAUAUAGUCUGUGCAAAAGUGUGGAGUGUCAGUGCAAAGUAACAGUUAAAACACAUGGCUAUGUAGUUACAGUUCAGUAUGAAAUGAGAUAAGAUUUCUUAGCAUUUCUUUCAUUUGCUAAUUUCAUUGUGUUAGGACAUGUAGAAUACUAGUAACUGGACAGUUCAGUAUGAAAUGAGAUAAGAUUUCUUAGCAUUUCUUUCAUUUGCUAAUUUCAUUGUGUUAGGACAUGUAGAAUACUAGUAACUGGCAUGCAUGCCUACAAUGUACAGUAUUCUUUUUUAAAACCCAGACAAUUGUUUUACUGGGGCAGAAAUUUGCUUUCUUUUGGGCCCGAAAGUGAACAUAUAUUUCUUACAUUUGGUGUUUAAUAAAUUUUCUUUGCUGUCA